ACGUAACUAAUACGUUCGUGAAUAAGUAAAACUGACGAGGGAAGGUAAACCAUGUGAAUACUCUCUCUCUCUCUCUCUCUCUCUCUCUCUCUCGUCUGCGGACUUUUCUAUAGGUCUGAAUUUUCCACAUUGCUAGUUGCUAACCACUAUCUACGGCAUUCUAAUUCUUGGAGUUUUGAGCGGAUUCGCCCCUGUAUAGUGCUUCUCCUCGAUCUUCCUUCCGUGAAGAGAAUUUCUCUUCCAUAAAGGAUACCAGGAGAUUGUUUCUUGAUUUGGUACCCGAAACUUUGUGAAAAAGGCGGGGGUAUUCAGAAGCGUUUUUGGAGGAUUCGAAGUUAAAAGCACUUGCCCAUACGAACAGAGGACUAGCUGGUUUGGAAUGAUAUGGCUUGGGCCUCUCCAAAAGGCUCUCCUAUAAUGACUGCAUAUCCGAGGACAGUUUCAUUCAUUGCAGUUUCAGUAGCAGGAUUGGCAUUCUUCUUAAUGUUUGCUUCCUGGAUGCUAGUCUCAUUCCCAAUUGGUUCCACAGUUCGGGGGUAUUUCUAUGGUGUUGAUACCUCAGAGAAGAUGGAUCUGUUGUUCUCUCCAGGCAAUCAGACUAACACUAAUCCACGUGUUGAUAACAAUGAGGUUAUAGCUGUUAAGGACGUACUGGCCGAGUCUGACUUACAAGUGUCUAUGAGCUCAACUGUUCCUCUGAGAGAUGCAAUGGAUUUGUCCCCUGAGACCAAUCCACAAGUGCUCGUGAGUACAAGUGAUGCAUCAGUUGAUACGAAAACCACGGAGACAAAGCAUGUUGAAUCAACUGUUCCAGUAUUGUCCAAUUCACAACAGUCUGUGAGAUCAAAUGGUCCCUUGGUGGAAAACAAUACAAAAGUGGUUCAUAAGAAUUUGCCCCCCGAGUCUAAUUCACAUAUGCCCAUGAGUUCACCUGGUUCUACAGUUGCUUUGGAGAACAAGGAGGUGAAAGAUUUAAUGGCACCUCUUCCUGCAUCUUCUGUUUCAAGAAAAGAGGAGGAUGCCAAGCCUAGUUCCGAGACAACGAAUGUUGUGCUGAAAGAGCCUAUUUCUCCAAGUUUGCUGAAUAAGUUUGAUUCUACAGAUAUGGGAUCAAAUGAUUCUACAACUUCUUCUGAUUCCAAAUCGGGGGCCGUGCCAAGUUUAUCUAGUCUGCCCAGCGAGGCUACUGAGAAUGCGUCAGUAGAUUCAGGCUGUGAUCUGUACCGUGGAAGUUGGUUUUAUGAUACAUCAGGGCCAUUAUACACAAACAAUACAUGCCCUGUAUUGACGCAGAUGCAGAAUUGCCAGGGGAAUGGGAGGCCUGACAAGGACUACGAGAAUUGGCGAUGGAAGCCUUCUCACUGUGACCUUCCCCGACUCGAUGCAAAGAAAUUUUUAGAGUUAAUGAGAGGGAAGACCCUAGCUUUCAUUGGUGACUCAGUUGCUCGAAACCAGAUGGAAUCAAUGCUGUGCAUUCUCUGGCAGGUAGAAGUUCCUAAAAACCGAGGGAACCGCAAAAUGCAACGGUAUUUUUUCAAGUCAACAUCUGUAACGAUUGUUCGGAUAUGGUCCUCAUGGCUUGUGAAGCAAACAUCUGCACCAUUUGAUUUUGCUCCAGAGGGAGUGACCAAGCUCUUUCUUGAUGCCCCUGAUGAUAAUCUCAUGGAAUUUAUCCCAAAGUUUGACGUGGUUGUUCUAUCUUCUGGCCAUUGGUUUGCCAAGCAGUCAGUUUAUGUCUUGAAUAAUGAGAUUGUGGGAGGACAGUUGUGGUGGCCUGACAAGUCUCGGCCUAUGAAGGUUAAUAAUGUAGAAGCAUUUGGGACAUCUGUUGAGACAAUUCUUACUUCUCUUGUUACACAUCCAAAUUAUACAGGGAUUACAAUUGUUCGUUCCUUUUCCCCUGAUCAUUACGAGGGUGGGGCCUGGAAUACAGGUGGAUCAUGCACUGGAAAGACAAGGCCACUUGCAAUUGGUGAGUUGGUAGAGAAUGGAUUCACAGAAACAAUGCAUAAAAAACAGGUCGCCGGUUUCAAUGGUGCAAUUAAGAAGGCAACAAACAAAUCAAAGUUGAGGUUGAUGGAUAUCACCGAAGCCUUUGGGUACCGCCAUGAUGGACAUCCAGGACCAUAUCGAAGCCCUGAUCCAAACAAGAUCACAAAACGUGGCCCGGAUGGCAAGCCACCGCCACAGGAUUGCUUGCACUGGUGCAUGCCAGGCCCAGUUGAUACCUGGAAUGAACUUGUGUUUGAAAUAAUAAGGAGAGAUUAUGAAAGCAGCAAGAGCUUUCCAUCAUGAGAUUCUAUUUUUGAAUUUAUUUAUGGCCAAGCGGAGCUGGCAUUGGUGUGUUUAUGUAAUUAUAACGGCAUCCAGUAGGAUUAAUUUAUACUCGGGAGGUGGAAAAUUUUGUCUUUAUGUUCUUUCAUUUUUGAAAAUUCAUCAUAGAGAAGUGAUUGUUGUUACAGAUGGGGAGGACGAGCGACUGGUUUAUUUAAUAGUUCUUCCUCCUUUACCCUAACUCUGGCAAUACUCCUAGAGAAACAGACUACGGUUUUACUUCUUGUAAUAUGUUUCCAUACAUAAAUUCAGAGCUGUUCCUAUGCUUCAGUUA
Molecule: messenger RNA, 2608 nt
Organism: Carya illinoinensis
Lineage: Eukaryota; Viridiplantae; Streptophyta; Magnoliopsida; Fagales; Juglandaceae
Product: protein trichome birefringence-like 18
Exons: 5
Coding region: 385-2295 (636 amino acids)
Cellular component (GO): Golgi apparatus
Molecular function (GO): O-acetyltransferase activity
Source: RefSeq, a predicted model, not a curated record